This is a messenger RNA of Microplitis mediator, 2268 nucleotides long. It is a transcript of the gene Nf-YA, whose product is annotated as nuclear transcription factor Y subunit alpha. The transcript is spliced from 7 exons. The record is from RefSeq and is a predicted model, not a curated record. Gene Ontology annotation, cellular component: CCAAT-binding factor complex. Gene Ontology annotation, molecular function: DNA-binding transcription factor activity, RNA polymerase II-specific; RNA polymerase II cis-regulatory region sequence-specific DNA binding. The coding region runs from base 499 to 1344 and encodes 281 amino acids. Gene Ontology annotation, biological process: regulation of transcription by RNA polymerase II. Lineage: Eukaryota; Metazoa; Arthropoda; Insecta; Hymenoptera; Braconidae.
CACAAAUUAUCGAACACUCGUAUAUACCACUAAGCGCGGGCUAAGUGAUCACGUUGUCACACAACAUCCAUUAUCUCAUUAUUUUUAAUAACUUUUACACCUUAAAUAUUAUCCGCUGUUUAUUACGCGAUUGUUUAUACCUCAUACGCGUCACUUUGUUCAUAAAAUGCCCGACAAACGCCAGCCAUUUUUACUCAUACUCGUACUCACAUCAACUUUCAUGUUCUCGUCCACACAAUCACUGCAAUCGUCAGUCAUUUCUCCUUAUUAUUUUUUACCAAAACCAAAAAUUAUUAUUUAUUUUAAAAAAUUCAAAUUUUAUAAUUACUGUCCAAGUGUCACAUGAUUGUUGGUUCCGUGAUAAUUAUUUAUUUUAUUUAAAUAUCUAACGAUAUCAGGAUGACGUGUGUCCUGGAAGUUUAUCACAGAUGUGGGCUUGUGUCCUACCGUCGACGGUGUGGUUAUUUAGUGCGAUAAUCCACGAGAUAGUACAAAUAAAUGAUGGAGCAGUUGGGAGAGGGGCAAACGGUGAUGGUUGGAGGAGCUGGAGGAACUGUCCAGGUGGUCCAGAUGGGCCAAGGAGGCCAGGCGAUGAUGUUACCGCAGGCAAUCCAAGUCGCGGGUCCUAAUGGACAGAUCCAGGUGCUGCCGAUGUCGUCGUUGACUGGAGGAGGACAGCAGCUGGUGAUACAGCAGCCUCAGACACCGCAAAUAAUUCAAACCCCUGAUGGACAGACUUAUAUCUACCAGCCUGUUCAGUUGGACAACCAGGUCCAGCAAGCCCAGCCUACUGGUAACUUCAUCAACAUCAACGGGAACCUGAUGCAGAUCGCGGGAACUUCGCAGGCAACCGCUACCACGGCGUCAGCUUCUCCUGUCCAGCAGAUCUCCAGUCCUACAUCAGCAACUCAGGCAGGAAAUAUUGUCAUGAUGGUACCUGGAAAUGGUGGACAGACGCAGUUCCAAAGAGUCGCGCUUCCCAAUGCUGAGUUUUUGGAAGAAGAGCCGCUUUAUGUAAAUGCGAAACAGUACAGGCGGAUUUUAAAACGGAGACAAGCUCGCGCUAAGCUUGAAGCCGAAGGAAAAAUACCUAAAGAAAGACCCAAAUAUCUCCACGAGUCGCGACAUCGGCAUGCGAUGAACAGGAUCCGCGGAGAAGGUGGACGGUUUCACUCCGGUCAGGUGAAAAAAAGAAAUUUAAAUUCAAUGAGAUCAAUGCCAUUAACAACAAAUGCAAAUCAGCAUCAUGAUAAUAUGACAUCGACGAUCAUUAUUGAAAGCACGGGAGGCGGCGCGUCCUUACCAGAUAUGAUCUCGGAUGGAAUAGUGACGAGUAGACAUUAAAUAUUAAAUAAUUAAUUAAUUAAGGAAAUAUUUAUGUAUAUUUAUAAAAUAUAAAAUAUAAGUAAGCCAAAAAUACGGGAGCUGAGAGCUUAGAUUUUAAAAAAUUUCAAAUCUCUCAGCUCCUGUGAGCUAACGAACGCAGAGGCGGUAAUUUUUCAUUCGGUAAAUUUAAGAUUUAAAACUAUGGUCUGAGUUGUUUUUAAAACAAAUAAAUAAAAUGUUAUUUAAAUUAAUGUACAUAAGUCGCGGCCCGGGAUUUUGUAUUCGUUCAUUUAGAUUUCAUUUGUACUAAAAAAAAAUCGAUCGAUCAAUCGAUUAAAGUUAAAGUAAAAUUAAUUGAUAGGCACUGUGACUUUAAUGUGAAUGCAUCGUAAUUUAUAAGUGUAUAUUACUAUUAUUUUUAAUUACAUUUGUAGGGUAAAUUUUUAAUAGAUAAUUCAAAUUUAUUAAGAAAAAAAAUAAUUAAAUUUUAAAAAACUGCAAUCAAUUAAUGUUAAGAUUUAGUUUAAUUAAUUAAUAUAUUUUUUUUUCUAAUUAGUUGAGUACAGUUUCAAUUUAUUCGAACAUCGCAUCUUGCCAUGACAAGUUUUUUUUUUUUUAAAUUAAUUGAUUAAUUAAUUAAGAUUUGAUUGUCGGCUGUUUAUUUUUGAAAAUUAUUUUGGGUACUUGUGUACCAAAAAAAUAAUUAUCGGCUGAGAUAAUUAAUUUGUAAUUUUUGAUGAUUAUGUAAAAAUGAAUGCGAUGUUUGAGUGAUGGCAUAAAUACGUACAAUGUAAAAUAAAUAUGUUAGUUUUCGCGUGGUGUUUAAUUAACACUAAUUAUUAUAUAAGUAAAUUAUCAAUUAGAUAGAACAAAGGUGUAGUAAUAUAAAUUUAUUUUCUUAUCUAUCGUAAUGUACAAGUAAAAUUUUAAUUCAAGUUCAAA